AAACUUAACAUAAAUAACUCAGUUCUUAUAUUAGCGUGUGUAAAAGUACGGCUUAGUAGCGACUUAAAUGACUGAAUUACAAAUAUAUCACUGUUGGACAUAGAGUGUACUACCGAGGCUGUAGAAACUGUUAUUUCAAACCCUAUCAAGUGCACAUAUCAAGGGAGUAGAGAUACAUUUUUAUUCAGCCCUAACUAGCUCAAAACUAUUAGCUUAGCUAGCUCGCAGGUGUGGUACCAUAUCCUGCACUUCCUGCACAUCCUGCGUGCCUGAGUUUUCCGGUCACAAUCUAAUUGGAUGAAUCUGAGGACCCAGCGCCGUCUGCCAACAUUAUAGUUGCAGACGUGGUUUUGGCUUGAACUGAGCACGCUCCGGAGUGAAUGAAUCCCCGCCCAUCCUCACAUUGCCACGACAACGAUGACAAUGGAAGAGAAGAACGAAGCAGAGACGGCCCCAAUGGUUUCCAUGUCGCUCUACGCCGUGAUGUACCCCGUGUUCAAUGAGUUGGAGAGAGUGAAUCUGUCUGCAGCACAGACCCUAAGGGCUGCUUUCAUAAAGGCGGAGAAGGAGAACCCGGGUCUCACACAGGACAUCAUCAUGAAGAUCUUGGAGAAGAAGAAUGUAGAGAUCAACUUCUCCGAGUCUUUAUUACGCAUGGCUGCAGACGACGUCAAAGAGUACAUGAUUGACAGGCCAGAGCGAGAGUUUCAAGAGCUGAACGAGAGAGCUCGAGCACUGAAACAGAUCCUCAGCAAAAUCCCGGACGAGAUUAACGACAGAGUGCGCUUCCUGCAGACUAUCAAAGACAUAGCCAGUGCCAUUAAAGAGCUGCUGGAUACAGUCAACAACGUCUUUAAGAAAUACCAGUAUCAGAACCGAAGGGCACUGGAGAACCAGAAGAAAGAGUUUGUGAAAUACUCCAAAAGCUUCAGCGACACUCUGAAAACAUACUUCAAAGAUGGAAAGGCAAUAAACGUGUUUAUCAGUGCCAACCGACUCAUCCACCAAACCAACCUGAUCCUCCAGACCUUCAAGACAGUUGCAUAGGAGAUUGAUUCUGCCUUCAAUUUUUUAAAACUACAAUAUAACCUUCAAAUGGAAAAAUGUUGGGGACUGUGUAAUUUAUUAAUCUCGUGGGCCAAUUACUUUGGGAUAUUCAUUCCUUUCUUCUUGUCUGAUUUCUAAUUUCCUUUAAUAGCUGGGUUAAGAGCCAAGAAUUUUUCAUGCCAUUUUUUUUUUUUUUUGCCUCUUUCUUUCUCUCCCACCAUCAUCCUUCACUCCGAGUCUCCAUUCUAUUGUUUUAAAGGAAAACAUUUCCAGACAUUAGUGGAAAGAACAGCUGAUGUUCUCUCUCCACAUACUGGACUUUUCCUGUCCUGUCUAAUACUCUGUGGAGCAAGAGAACUGGCAGACGGGAGAUUGUAUAUUUAAUAAAUAUUUGGUAGCAGAAAUAUUCAAAUAAAUAGACUGCAUCUUGUCUACUA
This is a messenger RNA of Pangasianodon hypophthalmus (striped catfish), 1484 nucleotides long. It is a transcript of the gene pdcd10a, whose product is annotated as programmed cell death 10a. Gene Ontology annotation, cellular component: FAR/SIP/STRIPAK complex; Golgi apparatus. The record is from RefSeq and is a predicted model, not a curated record. The transcript is spliced from 8 exons. Gene Ontology annotation, biological process: positive regulation of MAP kinase activity; regulation of Golgi organization. Lineage: Eukaryota; Metazoa; Chordata; Actinopteri; Siluriformes; Pangasiidae. Bases 418 to 1047 code for a protein of 209 amino acids. Gene Ontology annotation, molecular function: protein kinase binding.